Molecule: messenger RNA, 1059 nt
Organism: Ananas comosus (pineapple)
Lineage: Eukaryota; Viridiplantae; Streptophyta; Magnoliopsida; Poales; Bromeliaceae
Exons: 2
Coding region: 1-1059 (352 amino acids)
Source: RefSeq, a predicted model, not a curated record
AUGCACAGGUGGCGGGCUCCGGGGAAUCCACGACAGGGCGCUCAGGGGGGCGGGAGGCUGCAGGCGGCGGCGUACGGAUGCCGCCGACGGCAUCGCGUUUGGUGCCUUCCAUCAGUCUGCGCGGGCGAGGGCGGGAAGCAUGCUGGCGGUCGGGCUGGUCGGCCGGUCGGGGACGAUGGCGGGUCGAGGUGGUGGCCGAGCUUGCCGUCGGCGGGGGCGGCGAUUGCUCAGGGAGCUGCGAAGGCGGCCCGCGCCUCGCCUACAGAUAUUCACAAGCGCGGCAGGGGGCACCUGCAGCGGCCGGCGGCGCUCAAGGUGUGGCCAGGGGGUCGGUCGGUGGUCCCGGGACCACGGUCGGCGGAGACCUCCCGCGCCGUCGGGAAAGCUGCCGCCAGUGGCCAACACACCCGAGCCACCAGUUCGGCCUCGGGUGGUGUCCCUGGGGCCGCAGGCGGCUACGGCGGCUCGGCGGCGCACGCGCGACGGGGGGCCGCCGGCGUUAUUCGGCAGGGCGAUCCGGCCGGAGGGGUGCACAGGUUGGCGGGUCCGGGGAACUCCGACGACAGGCGCGCUCAGCGGCCGGGGAGGUGCGGCGGCGCGUACGGAGCCGCCGACGCCAUCCGGUUUGGUGCCUUCCAUCAGUCGCCGCGGGCGGGAGGCGGACAGCAUGGCGGGUCGGGCUGGUCCGGCCGGUCGGGGACGAUGGCGGGGGUCGAGGUGGUGGCCGAGCUUGCGUCGGCGGGCGGCAGGCGAUGCUCGGAGCUGCGAAGGCGGCCCGCGCCUCGCGCCGAUACACAAGCAAGGCCGGCAGGGGGCACCUGCAGCGGCCGGGCGGCGCUCAAGGGUGGCCAGGGGUCGGUUCGGUGGUCCCGGACAACGGUCGGCGGAGCCUCCCCGCCGUCGGGAAAGCUGCGCGCCAGGGCACCACAACACCGAGCCACCAGCUUCGGCCUGGUGGUGUCCUGGGCCGCAGGCGGCUACGGCGGCUCCGGCGGCGCACGGCGACGGUGGGGCGCGGCGGUGACAAGGUGCCGGGUGCCUGGGUCGGGGCUCACCUAA